Molecule: messenger RNA, 381 nt
Organism: Gongylonema pulchrum
Lineage: Eukaryota; Metazoa; Nematoda; Chromadorea; Rhabditida; Gongylonematidae
Source: the annotation of a GenBank genome assembly
AUGACUCUGGCCCGUGAAAUUUCCGAUGAAAUUGUACCACGUGUGCUGAACGAGUGCUUGCAUGAAUAUAUAAGACUAAUUUCACACGUGGAAGGCAAAAGAGGCAAUUUCAUUAUCGAACUGCGAAACAAAGGGCUCGAUCAGAGAGAACACACACUGGAAUAUACCAAAACAAUGAUUGCUAUGGCGAACAACUUGGAUUUGUGCGCCGAAUCGACGGAAAAGUUCAAGAAAUAUAUCGAAGGAAUGGCAAAUGCGGCCGAGGAAGCAACUGUGCUCAACAAAGCUCCACGUCGAAAACGAAUCUCGUCUGCUACUGUGGACGCCAGUGCAGAAACUAGGCACAGGUCUAAGCCGAUGAACCGUAAAAUGCAAGGUUAA